AUGUCGGUGAAAAUCAAAGUGGGCGGUGUAGAGCUAGGUGCAAGGACUGUUGUACACAGAAAAUGGGCUCUUAUGCUUUGUUUCGCAAGUUUCUGUGCUGGAAUUUUGUUCACUAAUAGGAUGCGGCCGUCUGAAUAUAAAGAAAUUUCAAGGACUUACAGAGAGAUCGAACAAAGAAAUUUAAACACUGACGGAUGUAAUCUUAAUCUAAAGGUUGUAAAGCCUAGCUCCAAUUACAGUAAAGUUGAAGUUUCAAAUAUCCAGAAUGUUAUCAAGAAAUUGAGAAAAUCAGAGAUAGUCGAAUCAACUCCAAGGAAAAAAUGUUUCAUGGUUAUAGGGAUCAAUACAGCUUUUAGUAGCAGGAAGCGAAGAGAUUCUGUUCGAGAAACUUGGAUGCCACAAGCUGAGGAUAGAAAGAAGUUGGAGGAAGAAAAGGGCAUAGUCAUACGUUUUGUUAUCGGUCACAGUUCUACAUUUGGUGGAAUUCUUGACAAAGCUAUUGAAGCCGAGGAAAAGCUUCAUGCUGACUUUUUGAGGCUGAAUCAUGUCGAGGGAUACAUGGAAUUGUCAGCUAAGACGAAAACAUACUUUUCAACCGCUGUUGCUUUGUGGGAUGCAGAAUUUUAUGUCAAAGUUGAUGAUGAUGUUCAUGUGAAUUUAGCAACACUCGGGUCGACUCUGAGUAUGCACCGUUUGAAGCCUCGGGUGUAUGUUGGAUGCAUGAAAUCUGGUCCAGUCCUUGCUCAGAGGGGAGUGAAAUACCAUGAACCAGAAUACUGGAAGUUUGGUGAGGUUGGAAACAAGUACUUUCGUCAUGCUACUGGACAAUUAUAUGCCAUUUCACAAGAUUUGGCAACUUAUAUAUCGCUAAAUCAGGAUGUGCUGCAUAAAUAUGCGAAUGAAGAUGUUUCAUUGGGAUCAUGGUUCAUAGGUUUAGAUGUUGAACAUAUCGACGAUAGGGGAAUAUGUUGCGGUUCACCCCCUGAUUGUGAGUGGAAGGCUCAGGCAGGUAAUACGUGCGUUGCUACAUUUGAUUGGAAAUGCAGCGGGAUUUGCCGGUCUGUUACGAGGAUGAAGUAUGUUCACGAGCGUUGCGCAGAGGAUGAAAAUGCAUUGUGGAACACAACUUUUUGA
Vicia faba (fava bean) is the source of this 1134-nucleotide messenger RNA. NCBI's taxonomy places the organism in Eukaryota, Viridiplantae, Streptophyta, Magnoliopsida, Fabales, Fabaceae. The record is from the annotation of a GenBank genome assembly.